AUGGAGUUUAAUCACGAUGAACUUUCGUCGCCUGCCUGGCUAAGUGAUCGCUUUUUCCAGCAGGUUUUGUGCGAAUAUGAGCGUGAUCUGACCGUACAUCUAGUAGGACCGUGUGAGUUACGGCCCGGCACCAAAGCUGGAGAUCAUUUUGCUAGCGUAAUGUACCGAACGACGGUACGAUACCGGAUCGGAAGCGUAGAGAAAUCGAUCAAUCUCAUCAUGAAGAUAAAACCGGUAUCGGAGGGUUUGAAGAAAGAUCUGCUGGAGGGUGAUGAUUUUUUUGGCAAGGAAAUACGAAUGUACACCCGAGUGCUACCCGAGAUCGGGCGACUGAUGGAAAGUAUCGGAGAGGAGUAUAUAUAUCCAAAGUUGAUCUUUGCAUCCCAGCAACCCCACACGAUAAUCAUCCUGGAGGAUGUGAGUCCGCAAGGUUGGACCAUGAGAGGGUUGCUGAAGAGCUUCGAGGAAAUGUAUCCGACCAUCGACGCGAUUGCGAAGUUUCAUGCCGCAUCUGUAGUGAUACAAGCGAAUGAUCCUGAUUUUACGUCCCAGUAUCGUUGCACCAUUACCGACACCCUGCGAUCGAUGCGAAGCAUGACGGAUGCAUGUUUCGGUUCGUUUGUGCACUUUCUGCGAGACACCCUGCAGACUCCCGAGCUGGUUGAGCCGGUGGUAAAGUUUCACCAGAGAAUCGAUGACAGCUUCCGCACGGCGUACGCCACUAGUGAAACGUGUGCCAAUGUGUUGAUACAUGGUGAUUUUCAUUUUAAAAACUUACUCCACCUACAUUCGGAGGACAAAAUCACCGAGACAAUGUUUGUCGACUAUCAGAUGUGCAGCUGGAGCUCGCAGGUGGUUGAUCUGUUCUACCUCACCUACAUGAUACCGGAACAGUCGGUAAAAACUUGUCACCGGGAUGCAAUAAUCCAUCGAUAUUAUCACAAGUUUAGCAGUAUUCUUCGGCGGUUGAACUACGCUGGACGGAUUCCUUCCUUAACUGACUUACAUGCGGAAAUGUUGCGUAAAGGGGAACUUGAACUGUUCCACUACAUCGUGUUUUCUGCGUUUCGCUAUACUGAUCUGUCUAAGGUGGAUUCAGAGGCGUUCUUUUUGGGACGUAUAGACAACCCCGCACUGCAGCUGGAAGAGUUUAAAGCUACGAUGAGAACGGAAUUACCAAAAUUUUUGUACCAAGGAAUAAUCGAUUAG
Anopheles marshallii is the source of this 1209-nucleotide messenger RNA. RefSeq lists its product as uncharacterized. NCBI's taxonomy places the organism in Eukaryota, Metazoa, Arthropoda, Insecta, Diptera, Culicidae. The coding region runs from base 1 to 1209 and encodes 402 amino acids. The transcript is spliced from 4 exons. The record is from RefSeq and is a predicted model, not a curated record.